Molecule: messenger RNA, 2194 nt
Organism: Tuber melanosporum (Perigord truffle)
Lineage: Eukaryota; Fungi; Ascomycota; Pezizomycetes; Pezizales; Tuberaceae
Exons: 6
Coding region: 1-1872 (623 amino acids)
Source: RefSeq, a predicted model, not a curated record
AUGCUAGAGAAAAACCGGCAGUCUCGUCAUCUCGCCCGGUGUUUUAAGAGCUACUCCUUCACUCUACGAACAAGCCCAAUACAUGGUACUAGGUGUACUACGAGUCUUAAACCUUUUCCCCUUUCAAUCUUGCGAAACUCAAUCAGGCCCCGACCUUACACAAACAAGUUAGCAGCAAAUCAACGACACAAUUAUCACAACACUCAAGUAGAGGACACCACGUUACCGAAGGGGCACAGACUCUCGUCACCCCCAACUAAGGGACCUACUGCCGUACAUACGCGACAAGCGCCCGCCCACCAAACACGCCGCAAAACGAUGGCAAAACAAGACAAGGGAAAACCCCCGCUCCAGGGGAACGACUAUUUGCGGUCACCACGGCCGGGGCAAAGACCGAGUGGAUUCUCUUUGAGAUAUCAGACUACAGACCCAGCUCUCACGACAACCGAUUCUGAAAAUGGCGGUUCUUCAAGGACCCGCAACCAUGCUUCUCGCCAACGGUCCAUUGCUCCUUCGGAAGGCCAAAGAAGAGGACCCCUCAAUAACCCCCCCCCAAAUAUAUUCGAUACUGGUAUGGAAUAUGUGCCAGAACUCUCCAACCAGCCACCCACACUCAAGCUCCAUGAUCAAUGGAAUCUCGAAAUGUGCCUGAUAGGACAGGGGGAGGAUGAGAAGAAUUGCACAAUGCUCAGGGUUAGGGAUCAUACCAUCUGCCAGCUGUCUCAACAAUUGGGGGAGAAAAUAAAACAUUCAAGAGCCGACAAGGAAGCAGGGAGCAGAACCAGCAAACCCACCAGAAUUUCUGUCCAUGCCAAAAAUCCAAAGGUUCUGGAAGCAAUAUUAAGUGUCGUACACGGAAUCAAUACGAGCUGGAGGAUCAAUUGUUUUGAGGACUUUGUGAGUUUAGCCGCAACUUGUUGGGAGUUUGGAUGCCGCACCGACAAGCUCACGACUCUCCUUGUUGGUCGCCCAACGUGGAAGCCAAACGAUCCAGAUGAAGGAGAUCACGCCCCUAUUGAGCAGUGGAUAUUUGCGGCCCUGGUUUUCGAUAUUCCAGAGAUCUUCGAACAAGCUACCCAUGAGAUGGUUAUGGACCUGGAGGGCACCCUAGAGGGCCCUGAACAUGUAGCCCUUCUUCCAAUGGAGUUGAGAGGAAUAAUCAAGCAAAAGGCGCAUGAGAUCUCGGAGGAGAUAAUUGGUUUUGUGAGCAGCUACAUAAGCGAAUAUACAGAACAUCCGGACCCAACUAGUGCGGGGGCAGCUGCGCGGGCAUUUUUCACGACAGCUAUGCAAAAUUGUUUGAAAAGCGUGGGAUAUAGCCUCUUUAAGGGUGCGGUCUUGGAAGGCAAACCCCAGGGAGUAGUCCAUCUACUUAAGGCCCUAGAGAAUGAUCUCCCUCGCAUACCGCCAGGGCCAAUUACCGUCAAUACUGACCUAUGCACCCUGGACCAGACGCCGGGCAGCCCAACUGCAGCAUCUCACCACCCCGGACCCUCGAACUCCUCCAGCUUGCCAGACCUUCCAAGCGCCAUACCCCCGAGACGGGCGAGGGCCGCACUUGUGAUAGCAAAUGCGGCUGUGGACCUAUGGGAUAAAAGGACAGUAUUCGCGGACAAAAUACACCAUCUUGUUGCUAGCGACCCUACGAAAAAGGAGGGCUCAAAAGAUACAGAGGAAAAAUACGUCCAGCUUGUGGAAACUUCUCAGGAGAAACUCAGAGAGGAAAAAUACAUCCAGCUCGUGGAAGGUUUUCAGGAGAAACUCAAAGACGCAAAGCCCAAAUGGAACUUUGCGGGGUUUGACCUGAAGCAGUUUCAAACAUUUCCCGAAAACGACGUUGUGGAGGAAGGUGAGAUGCACCAGCACGAAUGAACCAUAGUUACUUCUCUCAAUGGAAUGCUUACCAUACCAAUUUGAUAAGGGUGAAGACUUGGCCAGGCGACCUGACUUUCCUCACUACUUUUCAUAAGUAAAUUUUCUCCGCUGCCAAUCGCCUCCAAAGACUAUAUAAAAUCCCCCACCUAAUAACGGCCUGGUAUCGCCCUGCGGGAGCACUGCGGGGACCUCUCAUGCUUCUCUUACCGAGCGGAGCACCUAACCAGACAAUGAUCUGCUCGAAAAAAAUCCCCUGGGUUGUGUAUGAUAUAGAGUUCUCGAUCAGAAAAAAAGACACCAUUUCCUGAUUCCCAUUGAA